Molecule: messenger RNA, 459 nt
Organism: Acanthamoeba castellanii str. Neff
Lineage: Eukaryota; Discosea; Longamoebia; Acanthamoebidae
Exons: 1
Coding region: 1-459 (152 amino acids)
Source: RefSeq, a predicted model, not a curated record
AUGUCCACCCCUCAGCAGACCAACCAGCAGACCCCUACCGGCGGCUACCCAGUGCCCUCGGUGCACUCGGGCGCGCCCCAGUUCGGCACCGGCGCCAACCUGGUCCACGACGCGCCCAUUGUGAAGAAGGACAUCGUGCACGAGCACCCCGAGAUCGUGCACCACGAGCAUCACGUGCAGCCGGUCAUCCACGAGAAGGAGCGCCACAUCCAGCCCGUCCACAAGACCGAGAUCACGACCGAGCACCCGGUCCUCCACAAGGAGACGAUCGUGCAGGAGCCCGCCCGCAUGGAGACUGCCGGCCACGGUGUCACCGAGCCCCACCACGUGGGCAUCGGCCAGAAGAUCAAGGGCACCAUGAAGGAGGUCCAGGGGGCCAUCACCCGCAACCCAGCCCUCAAGGAGGAGGGCAAGCUCAUGAAGCAGGGCGCCACCACCACCGGCACCACCCACUACUAA